Messenger RNA from Limanda limanda (common dab), 2081 nucleotides. RefSeq names its product sphingomyelin synthase-related protein 1-like. The transcript has 6 exons. Lineage: Eukaryota; Metazoa; Chordata; Actinopteri; Pleuronectiformes; Pleuronectidae. Gene Ontology annotation, cellular component: endoplasmic reticulum membrane; Golgi membrane. The record is from RefSeq and is a predicted model, not a curated record. Gene Ontology annotation, biological process: ceramide biosynthetic process. Bases 79 to 1449 code for a protein of 456 amino acids. Gene Ontology annotation, molecular function: protein binding; sphingomyelin synthase activity; ceramide cholinephosphotransferase activity.
UUCUACGUGCGCAGCUAUGCUAAACAUUACCGCAUGUUCUCGUUGUCAGCAUGCUAGCCGGCGCGGAGCCGGGGCGUCAUGAGCCCCAACGAGCCGUCACAUCAGAGGCCAACGCGUCCCCGGGCUCCAUCGAGAUGCCGUUCCGCUAGCUGGCUGAAGAAGAGACGUCCCCCGUGUCCUCCACUGUCCUCGUCUCUGUCCGGCCCUCGGAGCCAGGAGGAAAUGACCCAACUGAGUGUCCGUCACUGGACGCCCAAGCACGUGGCCAAGUGGCUGAAGGAAGAGGGCUUCUGUGACUAUGUGGACCUGCUGUGCAUCAAGCACCGGCUGGACGGCACCAGUCUGCUCGCCCUCAGCGAGUACGACCUCCGAGCACAGCCCCUGGAGCUCAAGGUGCUGGGGGACAUCAAGCGGCUAAUGGUGGCCAUCCGCAAACUUCAGAAACAGAACAUGGACGUGCUGGAGGAGCUGGGUCUUCCCUUCGACGGCCACUCUCCUACAUUGUCGGGGGGGAUUUCGGACUGGAUGUGUAACGGAGACUCGGGCAGAGACUGUGACAGCACUGACACAGCCCCGGUGGGAGAGGAGUAUCACCAGUACACCAAUGGGAAGUACAAGCAGCAGACCAGGCGUCUGGAUCCAGAGUACUGGAAGACCGGGCUCAGCUCCAUCUACGUGGUCUUUGUGUUUGGGUUCACGUCCUUUGUCAUGGUCAUAGUGCACGAGAGGGUCCCCGACAUGCGCACGUACCCUCCACUGCCGGAUAUCUUCUUAGACAGUGUGCCUAGAAUUCCGUGGGCCUUUGCCAUGGCGGAGGCGUGUGGUGUGAUCCUCUGCAACAUCUGGCUGCUCGUUCUGCUGCUGCACAAACACAGAUCCAUCCUGUUGCGGCGUUUGUGCAGCCUCAUGGGGACGGUGUUCAUGCUGCGCUGCAUCACCAUGUUUGUCACUUCCCUGUCAGUGCCAGGACAGCACCUGCAGUGCUCGGGAAAGAUAAACGGUGACAUGUGGGCCAAACUGCAGCGAGCUGUUGCCAUCUGGAGCGGCUUUGGGAUGAGCCUGACCGGAGUCCAUACCUGUGGUGACUACAUGUUCAGCGGUCACACUGUGGUCCUCACCAUGCUCAACUUCUUCGUCACAGAGUACACCCCACGAAGCUGGAACUUCAUUCACACGUUGUCCUGGGUCCUCAAUCUUUUCGGCAUCUUCUUCAUCCUGGCCGCACAUGAACACUACUCCAUCGACGUGUUCAUCGCCUUCUACAUCACUACCAGACUCUUCCUGUACUACCACACUCUGGCCAACACCCGGGCCUACCAGCAGAGCCGACGAGCUCGCAUCUGGUUCCCCAUGUUCUCCUUCUUCGAGUGCAAUGUCAACGGACCCGUCCCCAACGAGUACUGCUGGCCCUUCUCCAGACCUGCUGUGAUAAGGAGCAUGAUAGGAUAGAAGAAGAAAAAAACAAGAGCAACAGCGGUACUGUCAGAGACUCUUAACCUGUGAUGUUUUGUCUGCUUUGUGAAGUUGCCAACUGAGGAGGUGUGUGAUGUCCUCACCAGGAAAAACAACUGAUGUCACCCCCAUCAGCACCGAGGCAUGAUGGGAUACACUUAGCCAUACCCUCUCAUAUUCUGGGACUACGCUACUAACCUGCUACCCCUACCACCAUUUUUAGGAGGACUAAACUAAAUCUAUAAUACCCUGCCGAGUUUAAAAGCAAAAACACUUUCUGCCUGACUUGAAAACUGAAGGAGCGAACAACAUUUUGUUUUGGUUACUCCCAGGUUAAUGACUUAGUGUUGAGAUAGUAUGUGAAAGUAGGAAGACACUUCUAAAAAUUCUCAGGCAGCAGUGUAGCUAAUCCUUCCCAGCAGUUACAACCGGGCCACACCGGGACAGCUGCGUCUCUUGCGAGUUUGUUGUGGAACCGCUGUUUAAGGUUUCGGGUCCAGGAAGUAAAACCAGCCUAUGUAUUCAACUAAAUGUCAGGACUGUAUCAUUAGGAAGCCGUGCAUCUUCUGGUUGUGCAAUAACAAUACAAACCACGUUCAAACAAAUUAAUGGAUUCACUCAACAGUAGA